Molecule: messenger RNA, 1893 nt
Organism: Parathielavia appendiculata
Lineage: Eukaryota; Fungi; Ascomycota; Sordariomycetes; Sordariales; Chaetomiaceae
Product: kinase-like protein
Exons: 7
Coding region: 146-1807 (553 amino acids)
Biological process (GO): protein phosphorylation
Molecular function (GO): protein kinase activity; ATP binding
Source: RefSeq, a predicted model, not a curated record
CGAAAUCGUCCCGAGUGCCCAGUAGGCAGCGAAUCUUGCAUGGUGUAUGGAGCCUUGAUUGGUGUCCGCUUAAGAAGAAAAAGGGGGAUAAAUCAUCCAGCCGCCUCAGCUCGGUGGGAGGAAGAACAGCGAGUAACUGGAGGCCAUGGGCAACAGCCAGGGCAAACCCGUCGAAUUCGACGGCGAAGUGAACCUGAACCAUUUUCGACUCCUGCGAGUCGUCGGUCGAGGUGCCUUUGGCAAAGUCCGGAUCGUCGAGAGGAAAGACACAGGCUUGUCAUUCGCUCUCAAAUACAUCCGCAAAGAUGAAGUUGUACGUUCGGAAAGCGUUCGCAACAUCAUACGCGAAAGGCGGAUGCUCGAGCACGUGAACCACCCAUUCAUCUGCAACCUGCGGUACAGUUUUCAGGACAUCGAAUACAUGUACUUGGUUGUCGACCUGAUGAGCGGCGGAGAUCUGCGAUUCCACAUCUCGAGGAAAACAUUCACCGAGGAGGCCGUCAGAUUUUGGAUAGCGGAGCUGGGGUGCGCUUUGAGGUACAUUCACGGGCAGGGAAUCAUCCACCGCGAUGUGAAGCCGGAUAACGUUCUUCUCGACGCCGAUGGGCAUGUGCAUUUGACGGACUUCAACGUUGCGUCGGAUGUUGUACCAGGCAAAGUCUUGACAAGCAAAUCGGGGACGCUGGCCUACCUAGCGCCGGAAGUCUACGCAGGGCAGGGCUAUGAUGUUCGUGCGGACUGGUGGUCACUAGGUGUGCUGUUCUAUGAGUGCAUCUACAACAAGAGACCAUUCGAGGGUAGUUCUGAAUCAUCCCUCAGCACGGUCAUCCAAGCCGCGAGACCCAAGUUCCCCGUCACGAACCCUCCGGUUUCCUUACCAUGCAUGUAUGCCAUCAAGGAUGCGUUGGAGGGGGAUCCGAACAAGCGCCUGGGCUCGACCUGGGAGAGCUUCACCCAGCAUGAGUUUUUCUCGUGUAUCGACUUCGUGGCCCUCGAGCGCAAGGAAAUCGAACCUGUCUUUGUGCCGUCCUCGGAGAAGACCAACUUCGACGCCACAUACGAUUUGGAGGAGCUGUUGCUGGAAGAGGCACCGCUGGAGGCGCGUGCGCGGAGACAGAAGCCUCGCGAGAGGCUCAAGGAUGACGCUACAGAUAAAGAGAUUCGUGAGGAUGAGCUCUACCGCAUGAUCGAGACCGACUUCCGCCCGUUCGACUACACCGUUGCCGCCUACAAGAAAAUCACACAACAACAGCAGGAAGCAUUGGCGACCAGGCAAGAGGCCAACACAGAAGGCAACAGCCCCAAUCCGGAGAACCUGCAGCCGCAGGCCCUGACAACUGACGAAGCCACGCCGUCCCCGACCAACGGCGCCUCCCCCCAACACCACUCCCAUGACCCAGUCAAACAACAACAACAACAACACCGCCUAGCAACCAACCACCAACGACGCAACCCGCCCGGACGCCCGCCCCCGCUUCCCCCCUACCCGCAUCCGUACACCCCGAGCUCGUCGAUGAAUACCACCCGCUCCGGCCGCGCCGGCACGCCAGGCAUGAUCGUCGAGAGCCCGACGGGUGGCGUGCAAGUCACUCUCGACGGCGGCAGCAGCUGGAGCGAUCUCGCCCGGCAAGACGCGACGCUGCCUGCCGACGCGGCCGGCGCGAACAAUGACUUGGGCGGGAAACCUGAGGGGUCCGGGGGUGGCGUGUUUGGGUUCUUGAGGGGCAAGAAGGGGCGGGGGAACAGUCCCAAGCCGAGGGAACGGGGUGUGUUGGGCAAGGAAGGGGCCAGGGUCAUUUUGGGGUGAUUUUGUGUGUUUAUCCCUUCCGUUCUCGUUUCAAAACUUUCCAUUCGUCUUUCUGGGUGUAGAUCUGUAUGGGUUGGGAAAGUGCA